ACAAAUAAAAGGAAAAUGGGAAAAUGUUGACAUACAUAUUAACAUUUUCUUGAAUAUCCCAUUUUCUUUUUAAAAAAUGUUUCACUGGCAACAAAAAAUAUGUGGUACGCCGCUGUUAUACGAUUUCUGAGACGCCGAAUUAUUUUAGGCCUCGUCCUAUUCCUGUCUUUGUGUUAUUGUAUUUUUAGUUUUGUUGGCAAGUCAGAAUUUCUAGACAACGACGAAGUUAUUCAUAUUAAAAGAACGCAACCGUUUAUCUGGAGGACUUUACAGCAACACAAUGUGACAAACGAUGUUGAGGAUACUUGCAGGAAUUCCGUGCAGGGAAAAGUACUCAUAGUGGACGAUAGAGGCUAUGUUUGUCCGAGGAGCGAAAUCUUAAGCAACGGUUGCUGCAAUAGCGAAACUCAAAACGUAUUUCAAUACGCUUGCGAAACAUGCAAUAUAAAUCAUUGCUGUGCAAUUUACGAGUACUGUAUAUCUUGUUGUUUACACCCAGAUAAAAAAGAUGUUUUAGAAACCAUUCUAAAAAAGGCAACUGAUCAAAACAAUGUCCUUUAUGCUUCUGUUUCUGAUCAUUUCGAACUUUGCCUUGCAAAAUGUAGGACAAAUUCUCAAAGUGUUCAGCACGAAAACUCUUACAAAGACCCCAAAGCUAAACACUGUUAUGGAGAAACUGCACCUAUAACAAAUUCUCUGGAAGAAGUUUAGGGUUUGGUUUAUUGAGAUUUUGGGAAUGAUGCAAUUUUUUUUUUUUGUUAUAAAAAUUUAUAUUAACAUGUUUGUUUCAAUAUAGGUGAGCAGAAAUUCUUGUAAAUAUGUAUAACUAAAGCUUCGUUUCCAAUCAAACCUGGUAUUUGACCCCUUCAUAAAACACAUAAGCUCCAUUACAAUUUGCUGUAUGAAAUUAUCCAGAAUCAUUUUUGAAAUAGCUUUGAUAGUAAUAAAAAUGGCCAAACGUCAAAAACAUUAUAUUGGGCUUUUGCACCCAAUCCUUAUGCUACAUAUCAUAACUCAUGUUUUCAUGGUAUUUUUUCCAAAUUAGCUGCAACUAUACUGGGUGACAACAGGAAGUGGGCACGCAGUCUAUAAUUUUUUGUUACUUCAGGUAAAUUUCUGAAACUUUGUGGAAUUACACCUGAUAUAUUGAUAAUUUUUACUUAUUUCACUGGAAAAUGAAAAUUCCAAACUUCCCACUGUCUCAUUGUAAGUAUGUAUAACAAAUUUAGGUACCUACCUAAUGAUCUCCUAAGAUUUUUUUUUGGCUAAAUCUUACUAGGCAAACAAUUGAGUAUUCAAUUACUUAUGCAUUAUUAAACUAUAUCGGUGUUUCAACGGAAAAUUAUACUGAAACAACCAUUAUUUAUUUUUUUAUGUUGGUAAAUUUUAAGGUAAAUAGUUUUUAUUAUUGUUUCAGAAAUCUUAAGUAUUAGAUUAUUUUUUUAGUUGUGAUAUUAUUUAUUAGUAAUAUAAUAUCCGUAAAAUUUUUAAAUUGGUGUUUAUUGAAUCAUUUCUAUUUCAUGUUGUCCUUUGUUUACUCCAUAAUGAACUUCGUUUUCUUUUCUGUAGGCCCAUGACAUCCUGCGGCUUGUGAAACCUAUACCAAUGGCUCCUGUUUUUGACAAAGUU
This is a messenger RNA of Ceutorhynchus assimilis (cabbage seed weevil), 1629 nucleotides long. NCBI's taxonomy places the organism in Eukaryota, Metazoa, Arthropoda, Insecta, Coleoptera, Curculionidae. The record is from the annotation of a GenBank genome assembly.